AAACAUUCAUUUUAUCCGAAGUCAAUUUUUUCCGCUCACUCAAUUUUUUUUGCAAUAAUUCAAAAUGUUGUUCACUAACUUUUUAGUCUAUGCUACUAUUGCAGUCACUGCUAGUGCCGCUCCUUUUAACUCUACUCUUGGUAAAAGAGAUGGUAAUACUUGUCAAUUUCCAAAAGGUAAAGGUUUAGUUGCCAUUACUUCUGAUAAAGAUAAUGGUGGUUGGGCCAUGUCACCAGACCAAAAAUGUACUUCUGGUAACUAUUGUCCUUACGCUUGUCCAUCAGGUAAAUUGAUGGCCCAAUGGGACACCAAGGCUACCAGUUAUAAGUAUCCAGAAUCUCAAAAUGGUGGUUUAAAAUGUAACAGUGAUGGUACUGUUUCUAAACCAUUUUCCGAUAAAGAUUAUUGUGUUGAUGGUGAAGGUACUGUUAAAGCUAAAAACAGUGCUAAUGAUCAAGUUGCCUUUUGUCAAACUGUCUUGCCAGGUAAUGAAGAUAUGUUAAUUCCAACUAAAGUUGGUGGAGGUUCUCUGGAAGAUUUAGCAGUUCCUGGUCCUGAUUAUUAUGCUGGUACUGCCGCCCAUUACUAUGUUAACCCACCAGGUGUUUCUACUGAUGAUGCAUGUUCUUGGGGUUCAAAAGACAAGAGUCAAGGUAACUGGUCUCCUUAUGUUGCCGGUGCUAAUAUGGAUGACAAUGGACAAACUUUCGUUAAAAUUGGUUGGAAUCCAAAAUAUGUUGAAGAUUUCGAUAACAAGAAACCAGAUUUUGGUAUCAGAGUUACUUGUGAUGAUGAAGGUGAUUGCAAUGGUUUAGAUUGUGAAAUUGAUCCUUCAAGUACCGGUUUUAAUGGUGUUAAAGGUUCCGAUUCUGGUAAGCAACAAGGGGCCUCUUACUGUAUUGUCACUGCUAAAAACAAAGCCUCCGCUAAGAUUGAAGUCUUCAGUAAAGGUAACUAA
This is a messenger RNA of Hyphopichia burtonii NRRL Y-1933, 958 nucleotides long. RefSeq lists its product as uncharacterized. Lineage: Eukaryota; Fungi; Ascomycota; Pichiomycetes; Serinales; Debaryomycetaceae. The record is from RefSeq and is a predicted model, not a curated record. The coding region runs from base 65 to 958 and encodes 297 amino acids. The transcript has a single exon.